AUGGCGGACCUUUCGCUCGAGAUGUUCUGGGGCGGCGCCCCAGCACCACUCAACACACCCGACGAAGCACUCGCUCAGCUGCGAGAGAAGGAGUUCACAAAACUCCGCGCCGCCGAGAGCGACUCGGACCGAGAUGAGACACUAACAGAGAUACUGCAGUUAUGGGACCCGGCAACGGGUUAUUACAACCCACAGAAUGGCGAGACAGGCGAGGUCACCGAGGAGCGGCCCAACAAGCGGCGCGUUUUUGGUGGCCUUGCGGCUGUGGCGAAGCGCGUCUCCGCCAACUACGACUCCGACGACGCCCGCAUCAUCGACCUCAAGCAGCAGGGCUAUCCGGAUGAGCAUGUGGCAAGGGUGCUCAUAGACGAGGGUCGCAUGCGAUAUGCCUCGAAGACAGUUGGCAGUCGUUGGCUGCGACUGCGCAAGAUCCUCCAGAAGUACCAGGAUGAGCGACUGGACGAUGAAUUGAGCGAUUGGCACGUCGGCGAGGACGAGAUGCUCAAAAACAUCAAGGAGGAAGUCGACAAGAAAUUCACUGAGCUGAUACAGAAUCUCGAAAAGAAAAAGUGGCAAGACGUAUCGAUCUAUCUCGCCCACAAGACCAAAACUCGCAAAUACACUGCCAAGGCCUGCCGCGAGCGUUUUGACGGACUCAUCGAUGGAUCGGCUUUGAUACCAGUCGAACUCGACGACGACCAAGAAGGCCGCCGCAAGCUGCGUGACGAGCGCAUCGCCGCAGCCAAAGCACGCCGCAUCAUAAUCGAGCAAAAGGAGAAAGCUGUUCAAGCAGCUAAAGUGGCCAGAGCCGAAGAGCGAAAGCAAGAAAAGAUCGACGCGAUCAAACACCGACAAAAGGAAAUUCUCCGCAAGGAAGACGCGCGCAAAGAGAACAGGCGUGUCAGGGAGAAGAAAGAGGGCACUCGCCAGGCGGCACGCGUUACUCACGGAAAGCUGGACAAUGUCAUUCGACGGCAAGAGGUCUGGGAGCAGGAGAAGCUCCGAAUCGAGCUGGAAAUUUACAAGGGGAUCACAGGCAAAGUCCUUGUACGCAAGAUUUACCUCCCCGCACGCUCCUCUGGCAAGAAACGAGGAAGCACGAACGUGGACUGGAUCUCCAGCAACGAGAACAGCGACGAGGACGCCGAUGACGAAGAAUACAUCAAGCGUGCCGAUUCCGUCGCCAGCGAGAGCGGACGUCCCGUCAAGAAGCGCAUCCUGCGAGCCCGACGCGCGAGUUCGAAACCCUCCUCAUUCAUCGAGCCUGACUCCGAGUCCGAUGGCGAAUUCACCGUCAAAGGCACACGCCCAACAGCUAAUCGACCACAGGUCUUCACCAAGGCCACCGUCACGCGCGAGAGCCUGCUCAACCCGCGCACCAUUUGCAGCAACGAGGAACUCGGACAAAUCUUCGUGCGCCGCGACAUUACCCCCGCACGACAAGCUGACGAGAGCCAUGCAGAGGUGGUUGCACGCCUCGCCGAAUUCGACGCAUGGCUGCAUGUCAGUGAGCUGAGGAAAGUAUGCAGGUCCGAGCAUGUGUCUGCGGUUGGCAGGAAGCACGAGCUCCUCGCUCGCCUCGCUGAGCAAGAUGCCGAGAGCAGCUAUGCUCGCACUCAGCACGGCAUGUACAGCACGGACAUUCAUUUCAUGAUGACUUACAACGGUUACGAGGGAGAGAACCAAGUGUAUCUGGACGAGGCAAAGCAGGCAGCACGUGAGCGUGGAGAGACGAUCUUGGAGGACUCCGACGACUACAACGCGGAUGGUGACACCAUGAUGGAUUAG
Molecule: messenger RNA, 1788 nt
Organism: Sphaerulina musiva SO2202
Lineage: Eukaryota; Fungi; Ascomycota; Dothideomycetes; Mycosphaerellales; Mycosphaerellaceae
Exons: 4
Coding region: 1-1788 (595 amino acids)
Source: RefSeq, a predicted model, not a curated record